AUGGCGUUGCACUCUAUUACAAUGACUACCACACAGAAUUCCUAUUUCUCAAGUGAUGGAGCAAUGACCCUCUGGGGCUCCCUAGAGGUGGAAGACAUUCAGACACUGGCAGCCCACAAUGAUUCACGGAAGAUUGAAUUCAAGCAAAGCUGGUCAAAGGGGAGCCUGAGUGACAUAGAAUGGAUGAUUUACGACAUGUUUUUAAAACGUUACUUGGAAUUUUUUGAAAUACACGUGAGAGAAAUCAUUGAAGGCAUUGGGUUGAAAGGUGCCUUCUUAAUCCAGUGCUGGGCAAGAUGUUCCUCAUCUAUGGAUGAUAUCAAUGAUUUCACUUACAGAGUGGCCAUGGAUGGAGAAGACCUGGUGUCCUUAAAUAUCACCGAGGGUGUGUGGGUCGCUGGCAAUGCCCCUCACUCUCAGGAUGUACAGAGGGUCAUGCAGAAGGAUGAAGUCACAACCAUGUCCCUUAAAAACAUACUGAUAAGAAACUGCUAUUCAAUGGCGCUCAUAUAUUCAGUGGUGGGGAAGGAAGCUUAUUCAAGAAAGAUCCAGCCACAGGUCCAGAUUACCAGCAGCUCUAAAUCUGAAACAGAAGUCAUCUGUGUGGUGACCGGCUUCUAUCCAAAGCCAAUCAACAUAAGCUUGUGGAAUGAGAACAAAAUGGAGGAUGUGAUGUCCACUGGGACUCUACCUAAUAUGGAUGGGACUUACCAGAUAACAGUGUUGGCAAAUAUAAAUUCUGCAGAACAGCAAGGUGUCUACUGCCGGGUGGAGCACAGCAGUUUGACAGACCCAAUAAUAGUACAUCUGGUGACACAAAGUCAAGAUGAACUGAACGGUGGCUUCCUUCAACUCCUGGUGCUGAAAGGAGUAGUGGAAACGUUUUGUGCAGCUGGGAAAGGAGAUCUGGGAGCCUUUGGCCUGUAG
This is a messenger RNA of Nanorana parkeri, 927 nucleotides long. Its product is annotated as antigen-presenting glycoprotein CD1d-like. Gene Ontology annotation, molecular function: lipopeptide binding; endogenous lipid antigen binding; exogenous lipid antigen binding. Gene Ontology annotation, cellular component: external side of plasma membrane. Gene Ontology annotation, biological process: positive regulation of T cell mediated cytotoxicity; antigen processing and presentation, exogenous lipid antigen via MHC class Ib; antigen processing and presentation, endogenous lipid antigen via MHC class Ib. NCBI's taxonomy places the organism in Eukaryota, Metazoa, Chordata, Amphibia, Anura, Dicroglossidae. The transcript is spliced from 5 exons. Bases 1 to 927 code for a protein of 308 amino acids. The record is from RefSeq and is a predicted model, not a curated record.